Messenger RNA from Medioppia subpectinata, 408 nucleotides. Lineage: Eukaryota; Metazoa; Arthropoda; Arachnida; Sarcoptiformes; Oppiidae. The record is from the annotation of a GenBank genome assembly.
AUGAGUGCUAUUAAUAUGAAACUAAAGCCACAAAUGGAGGAUAUAAUCACUGCUCUCAACACAAGAGGUAGACCUAGUCUGUCCGUUAAAAACUUAGUGAUCGACGGCUCGCAUAUCAUAAGCAGGAAAAAUGCGGAACAAAUGACACAAAGAUUGGACAUCGAUGUCGGCCACAUCCCAUUGCGGAUUGAAUUCCUCCAAAGAUUAAUGUGGGAUUUGAUUGGGAAAUGGCAAUCUGAUAACAUGGUAUACAUCAAACCUGGUCCGGUAGUAUUUGCGUCGACCGCCUUUAAUCCAUGCUUUGGCGAUCACAUCCCAGUGUGGGGUCGACUCUCUGUCCACCACUUUGGCGACCAUCGGUUCGCUGACAGCACUUCUCGCUUCUGCCAUCACUUUAUGUUCAGAUAA